ACACAGUCAAUCCACACUGCCAUCAUAAUGUCUGCUAGAAUCUUUCUCCUGUGCCUCCUUUCUUCGGUCAUCUCAACAGUAACAUCUCUACAAUGCUAUAAGUGUUUUACCACCAAUGGACAAUGUAGAAAUGAGGACAUGACAUUGGUGGAGUGUGAACCUGAUCAAACCCAUUGCUCUUCCUUGACUCUCCGUACCACUUUCAGCACUCCUCCAGUCAGUUACACUACUAAGACUUGUGUAAAGCCUGAGGAAGCUACUGAUGGUUAUUUCACUAUAACUUCUGUAGAGGGAAGAUACUUUGAAGUCAUUCAUAACAGUUGCCAGUCAGAUGGUUGCAAUAUCUUUCCUUCUACUCUGCCACGUCGUGAGGAACUUAAACCCAAUGGAUAUACAUGCACUGGAUCGUAUACAAAACAUGGUGAUUCUUCCCAACCAGACAAGCCAGUUCUCUGUCUUGGCAAUGAGAAUCAGUGUGUACAUGCUAAUUUUGGCUUGCAUACAUUGGGAUAUAUUAAAGAGGACGCAGUGAUCCAAGCAUGUGCAACAAGCAGUGUAUGUUCCUACCCAAUAGGAAAGACACAAAUGGGCAACGGCAUUGUAGAGUUCAUGCUCACCAGGAAGAAUUGUACCAGUGCUACACAAACAUUUGAUAUGAUGUUUUUUAAGAUGUAAACGAAAGCCUUACUUCCCUUAGCGUUUGAAAUUUGUAAACGUGGGAAGGAGUUUGGAGCUUUAGUUCUAAGAAUUACAAUGCUUUGGGGCUAAACAUUCUUGGGAAAUUGGUAGCAAUUUAGGAUAUGGAGGUGCAGGCUAGCUCAGGGGUAAGUGGUCUUUCUUUAACAAUCCAUUUUCUCUUAAAAUGGUCUUUCUCUAAAUCGUAAUGAAAAUAAAUUUU
Thamnophis elegans (Western terrestrial garter snake) is the source of this 898-nucleotide messenger RNA. RefSeq names its product phospholipase A2 inhibitor subunit gamma B-like. The transcript is spliced from 5 exons. Lineage: Eukaryota; Metazoa; Chordata; Lepidosauria; Squamata; Natricidae. Bases 28 to 675 code for a protein of 215 amino acids. The record is from RefSeq and is a predicted model, not a curated record.